UCAGUAUGUAGUUAGUAGAGGACCAGAGCUGGAGUGGACAUUCAAGAAGAGGAGGAAAAAAAAUAAAGGGAAAGAGGAAACUCAAGAGAAGAGAAAGCUUUAAAAAGAAAGUGCCAGACCUUGGGAGUUGUUUCAGGCUGGGCGUCCAUCCAGCAAACUGCAGAGACCUCAGGUUGUGUCCAAGAGACCAGACAAAAGCAGGGUGACUGGGAGACUAUACUGGGAGGACAGACUGGUUUCUACUCACAGUGAGCAGACCGCCAAACACCAUGGCUGACAACGUGAAUGAAGAGUCAGACUACACCCCGGGGAAGGAUGAGCUGGACUGGGGCUACGAGGAAGGUGUAGAAUGGGGACUCCAUUUCCCAGCAGCCAAUGGGGAGUAUCAGUCUCCGAUUAACUUGAACUCCAGGGAGGCCCAGUACGACCCGUCUCUUCUAGACGCCGGAUUGUCACCGAACUACGUGGUGUGUCGAGACUGCGAGGUCAUCAACGAUGGACACACAGUCCGCAUCAUUCUCAAGUCCAAGUCAGUGGUUACUGGAGGUCCACUGCCGAGUGAUCACGAGUACGAGCUCCAUGAGGUUCGAUUCCACUGGGGCAAAGAGAACCAGAGAGGAUCAGAGCACACGGUCAACUUUAAAGCUUUCCCCAUGGAGCUCCAUCUCAUCCACUGGAACAGCACUCUCUUCAACACUUUGGAGGACGCUCUGGGAAAGAAGAAUGGAGUCCUCAUCAUAUCUCUUUUUGUGCAGAUUGGUAAGGAACAUCUGGGUCUGAAGGCCAUCACUGAAGUUCUUCAGGACCUGCAGUACAAGGGGAAGAACAAGAUCAUUCCCUGCUUCAACCCCAACACUCUCUUACCAGAUCCUUUACUGCGAGACUACUGGGUGUAUGAAGGAUCCCUGACCACGCCUCCUUGUAGUGAAAGUGUGACCUGGAUCCUCUAUCGGUACCCUCUGACCAUCUCACAGCUACAGAUUGAGGAGUUCCGGAGGCUGCGGUCUCACUCUAAAGGGGCAGAACUCCAGGAGGGGAAUGAUGGGUUGUUGGGGGACAACUUCCGCCCCACGCAGCCCCUCAGUGACCGAACAGUCCGGGCAGCCUUCCAGUGACUUUCACUCUCCGCUGCAGAUUCAGAAAACUGAUAGGACGCAAUGAUACAAAUAUAAAAGAGGAGGCCAGAAGAGGAGAGAGGAAACAAAGAGAGGGAGAGAGAGGAA
Messenger RNA from Notolabrus celidotus (New Zealand spotty), 1223 nucleotides. It is a transcript of the gene ca8, whose product is annotated as carbonic anhydrase VIII. The record is from RefSeq and is a predicted model, not a curated record. NCBI's taxonomy places the organism in Eukaryota, Metazoa, Chordata, Actinopteri, Labriformes, Labridae. The transcript is spliced from 9 exons. Gene Ontology annotation, molecular function: zinc ion binding; carbonate dehydratase activity. The coding region runs from base 270 to 1115 and encodes 281 amino acids.